UUAGAGAUCGUGUUUCCGGUCGGACUCUUCUCGUGUCGCACUCUCUUGUCUCUUCCGCUUUGCCUCCAUUAAAGGACUCAGCGGCGGUUCGCGGGUCAAUUUUUAAAACUUGUUUGGCAGAAUCCGAUAUUAAUCGGAGCCAUCCGAACAGCAAUCAUGACGGUCGGUAAGAGCAGUAAGAUGUUGCAGCACAUCGACUUUAGGAUGCGCUGCAUCCUGCAGGACGGGCGGAUCUUCAUCGGUACGUUCAAAGCAUUCGACAAACACAUGAACCUGAUCCUGUGUGACUGCGACGAGUUCAGAAAGAUCAAACCCAAGAACUCCAAGCAGCCGGAGCGAGAGGAGAAGAGGGUGUUGGGUCUGGUUUUGCUCCGAGGAGAGAAUCUAGUUUCUAUGACAGUAGAAGGACCUCCUCCUAAAGACACUGGCAUCGCCCGCGUGCCGCUGGCCGGAGUGGCUGGAGGACCAGGUGUCGGCAGGGCUGCAGGUCGAGGCGUUCCCGCUGGAGCACCGAUGGCACAGGCUCCCGCUGGACUCGCCGGACCCGUGAGAGGAGUCGGUGGCCCUUCACAGCAGGUCAUGACCCCUCAGGGCAGAGGCACGGUCGCGGCAGCCGCUGCGGGAGCCAGUAUAGCCGGAGCCCCCACACAGUACCCUCCGGGUCGAGCCGGACCGCCUCCACCAAUGGGCAGAGGAGCGCCCCCUCCAGGUAUGAUGGGACCUCCUCCAGGCAUGCGGCCGCCCAUGGGACCACCGAUGGGAAUGCCACCCGGCCGCGGCGCUCCGAUGGGAAUGCCUCCCCCUGGCAUGAGGCCGCCACCGCCUGGAAUGAGAGGUCCUCCUCCUCCAGGCAUGCGUCCUCCCAGACCGUGAACCUCCUCACUGGACUAAAGUGUUUGAGAUCCGUCUUUUCCUUGUACAGGAAAGUUUGGCUGCAAGUUCUUGUAUAGUUUGAUUUUUGUAUUUUGUUUUUUUUUUUUAAUAAAGUGUCUAAUUUGACAGUUGUUUUAA
This is a messenger RNA of Megalobrama amblycephala (Wuchang bream), 1011 nucleotides long. It is a transcript of the gene snrpb, whose product is annotated as small nuclear ribonucleoprotein polypeptides B and B1. Bases 157 to 873 code for a protein of 238 amino acids. Gene Ontology annotation, molecular function: RNA binding. The record is from RefSeq and is a predicted model, not a curated record. The transcript has 7 exons. Gene Ontology annotation, cellular component: U4/U6 x U5 tri-snRNP complex; catalytic step 2 spliceosome; U2 snRNP. Gene Ontology annotation, biological process: mRNA splicing, via spliceosome. Lineage: Eukaryota; Metazoa; Chordata; Actinopteri; Cypriniformes; Xenocyprididae.